Molecule: messenger RNA, 1332 nt
Organism: Harmonia axyridis
Lineage: Eukaryota; Metazoa; Arthropoda; Insecta; Coleoptera; Coccinellidae
Product: acyl-CoA Delta-9 desaturase-like
Exons: 6
Coding region: 173-1222 (349 amino acids)
Biological process (GO): unsaturated fatty acid biosynthetic process
Cellular component (GO): endoplasmic reticulum membrane
Molecular function (GO): stearoyl-CoA 9-desaturase activity; iron ion binding
Source: RefSeq, a predicted model, not a curated record
AUCUAAUGUGUGAACGUCAUGCCAAAAUAUAAAUUCAUGACUGCUCUACUGUUUCGGUAAUUUAACAUAUUUUUUUUGCGGUUGCAUUUUCGAUUUAAUGCUCAGUCAGGAGUUAGUCGUUAUUUGGAGUGCUUAGAUCAAACAUCAGUUUUUAAGCAUUCUUUAUAACAACAUGUUGGCAAAUAUGGUACAAAAUUCACGCCCCUCAAUCACAGAAGUCAUCAGGAAGGAAGUAAAAAUUGUUGAAGAAGUUGAGACAAAAAACAAAAGUUGGAAGAAUCUAUGGCACUACUUCGGAGAAGCUGAUUUGAAAUGGUUCAAUAUUAUUUUGUUGGGAUCAUCACAUGCGUUUUUUUUAUACACAUUGUAUUACAUAUAUUUUGAAAGAGGGUUUUUCAAUUUUCCAUGGUUAUUCAGUAUAACCCUUGGUCUAGUUAGUGGUUUGGGAGUUACAGCUGGAGCUCACAGACUUUUCACACACAGAUGCUAUAAGGCGAAUCUCCCUCUGAGGUCAUUUCUAGUGAUAGGCUACAUACUUGCAGGAAUGAAUUCUCUUAGCAACUGGGUAAGAGACCACAGAGUACACCACAAAUUCACCGACACAGUGACAGAUCCUCAUAAUGCCACCAGAGGAUUCUUCUUCUCACACGUAGGAUGGCUAAUGAUGAAGAAACACCCAUCUGUUAUCAGGGAGGGUAAGAAGAUAGAUAUGUCAGAUCUUUUGGAAGAUCCUCUGGUACAGUUCCAAGAGAAGUACUUCCUAUAUUUGUCAGUAGUUAUAUGUCACAUAGCACCUGUACUGAUUCCCUGGUACUUUUGGAAUUACGCAUUCUGGGAUUGUUUCUGUAUGAAUAUGUUCAGAUGGGUCCUCACGUUGAACAAUGUCUGGUCUGUUAAUAGUGCAGCUCAUAUUUGGGGUAGCAAACCAUACGAUAAAAGUAUCAAGCCGACUGAGAACAGAUUUGUGGCAGUAGUAGCAUUCGGUGAGGGGUGGCACAACUACCACCACACCUUCCCUUGGGAUUAUAGAGCUUCUGAAUAUGGGAGGUAUCUGAACUUAACAGGCCUCAUUCUAAACAUGUUUGCAGCCAUCGGUUGGGCUUAUGAUCUCAAAACUCCCUCGCCAGAAUUGAUCCAAAGGGUAGCCACUAAAAGAGGAGACGGAAGUUGGUACGCCUGGGGCCACGAAGUACCUGAGUCAGCAGAUAAAUUUUCACAUUGAGUAGAAAGGGACUGACUCCUUGAUGUGUUAUUGAACGAUUGUGAUUGAUUUGAAUUAGACUGAAUGGCCGAUUUGAAUAGGGUGUAGACUAAAUAAACAUUUCUUUUUUA